AUGGAGAUUGGGAGUGGGAAACGAUUCAAGCUGGAUUCAAACCUGGGUCCCCAGGUGCACGAGGACAGCUAUUCCGCACACAGGCAGUUGCAAGAGGAAGUCAAGCACUGCAAGCUCAACCAGAGGAGCCAGCCGCUGACCCAGCAGCUGGAGCACAAGGCUGCCCUCCAGAAGCGGCUGGCCCACGCCGACCACACCCUGCAGAGGCUGGUCAACAUGGCCUCGCUGGUGGACAGCAUGAUCGUCCAGAGCCUGGUCACCAUCAUCCACCGCGAGGUCACCUCCUUCCUCGACAUAGUUCUAAAGAGGAAGAAUCCAGGACAGGUCAGUCUGUUUCAAGGAGAGCUCAGAUUUGGAGCAUCGGACCAACUGACAAUGUUCCCGCCACUGCACUUGUUUAAGGAGGUCUUGCAUGGUGCUGUGUUAUCAGUUGCUGAUUCAAUUAUGCAGGUGAGAGCCAGCAUUGAUUGA
This is a messenger RNA of Engraulis encrasicolus (European anchovy), 471 nucleotides long. Its product is annotated as dynein heavy chain domain-containing protein 1. Bases 1 to 471 code for a protein of 156 amino acids. The transcript has 3 exons. Lineage: Eukaryota; Metazoa; Chordata; Actinopteri; Clupeiformes; Engraulidae. The record is from RefSeq and is a predicted model, not a curated record.